This is a messenger RNA of Oncorhynchus masou masou (cherry salmon), 882 nucleotides long. Its product is annotated as C-type lectin domain family 4 member F-like. The record is from RefSeq and is a predicted model, not a curated record. The transcript is spliced from 6 exons. Lineage: Eukaryota; Metazoa; Chordata; Actinopteri; Salmoniformes; Salmonidae. The coding region runs from base 1 to 882 and encodes 293 amino acids.
AUGGUAGUGCAUACGGCCCAGUACAGCACCGGGGCUAAGCUGCCUGCCAUCCAGGACCUCUACACCAGGCGGUGUCAAAGGAAGGCCCUAAAACUUGUCAAAGACCCCGACCAUCCAAUUCAGAGACUGUUCUCUUUGCUACCGCAUGACCAGCUACAGACCAGAUACAACACACUGACUAAAGAGAGAUUCCAACUACAGACCAGUUACAACACCCUAACUAAAGAGAGAGACCAGCUACAGACCAGUAGUAAGACCCUGACUAAAGAGAGAGACCAGCUACAGACCAGUUACAACAACCUGAAUGAAGAGAGAGACCAGCUACAGACCAGUAGUAAGACCCUGACUAAAGAGAGAGACCAGCUACAGACCAGUUACAACAACCUGAAUGAAGAGAGAGACCAGCUACAGACCAGUAGUAAGACCCUGACUAAAGAGAGAGACCAGCUACAGACCAGUUACAACAACCUGAAUGAAGAGAGAGAACAAGACCAGCUGCAGAUGAGUUACAACGGGUUGACUAAAGAGAGAGACCAGCUGCAGAUGAGUUACAACGGGCUGACGAAAGAGAGAGACCAGCUACAGAUGAGUUACAAAGGGCUGACUAAAGAGAGAUGCUCUAAUGGAUGGAUGAGGUUUGAAGGCAGCUGUUACUACAUCUCUACUUUCUACAUCUCCACUGUGAAGAACACCUGGGAUUAUGCCAGACAGGACUGUCUGAGCAGAGGAGCAGACCUGGUUAUCAUAGAGAGCAAAGAUGAACAGGCGUUCAUCAAUGGGCUUAAAUCAGUCAGUCAUGUCUGGAUUGGUCUGACUGACUCUGUUACUGAGGGGACCUGGAAAUGGGUGAACGGCACCCCACUAACCACCCCAAGGUUCUGA